ACGACACGAGCACCUAGCGGAAAUUAGCGUCAACAGCGGCGCCCCGUCAGAUGUGACGCAUUGAUGGGAUUACGUUCAGGAGGCGUCUGUUCUUAAGUGACAGCUAGCCGGGCGGGCCUUGUCUCAAAUACUCACUGAAUAUAGCGCCAUGUGUACGACCUGUUCUGCGGUUGGGUGCAGGAACAUGCCUCCGAUGCCUGGAGUGAGCUUCCACACGUUCCCCAAGUGUCCCAAGUUGCGCAGGCUGUGGGUGCUGGCCAUGAAGCGGGAUUGCUGGCAGCCCACACCGAGCAGCAGACUCUGCUCGGCGCACUUCAGGCACGAGGACUACGUCCACGACCCGAGCAUCGCCCUGCGAAUGGGGUUCCAACCAUUCACGAAGCUUCUGAAGCCCGGCGCCGUUCCCUCUGUGUUCGACCACAACCGCAAAAAGGAGCACAAGAUUCGAGGAGCUUUCGAAAAACGCCAGCGAAAGGAGAUCGUCAAGGAGGCCUUGGCAGCUUACGAAUCGUCACCUGCAGCACUUCGAAGCACCACGUCACACUUGUGCCAGAAGCAUAUGAAAUACAUGACACAUACAAAAAGCGUGAAUUCUGCAGGCUGUGACAAAGUGAACCAAAAAGAGUCCAUCUCCAUUGGAACAAACACACACCACCCAAAGCGCAACCAAGGCCUGAUGACAGAGAGGCCCAUGCUUCGGAAUGCAGCCGUGCAGACUGGCAAACAAGUCAUUUCGACGACGACCUUGUGUGGCAUCCAGCUCACACAUAAAAGAAAAGGAAAAAGAGGGCAUGUGCAAAGGAGAUAGAAACUGAAUGGUUAACCUGGUCUAACGAUAAAAGGUUCAUACGUGUUUCUUUUGAAGUGUGCUGCAAAUGCCCCCUUCCAACUGUAAGUGGUGAUAGACUGUGUGAAAGUCUACCAUUACAUAAGCAUUUGUCACACAUGUGACACAUUUAUCAAAGAUAAGCAUGUUGAUGUAUGACAUAAAUCUGUCAAAGGUGUAUAAUUUUGUUGCAAGGCAUUCAUAUUCUAUUAAAAUAAAGUAAGUGUGACAAGAUAAUGCCUUGUGCACCUUCUAGUGUGUCAUUGUAAUUACAUAGCAAUGCUAUAUCAAUUUAGCAUACUGUAAAUCAGGUAACUUUUGCUUAUAAAAAUAAUUGAGUUUACGACCCAGACAUGUCCACAAGUUAGUUAUUAGCUGCAGACAUUAUGAGAAAUGAAGAACUGUUCAUUCAUCAUUGGUGAUGAAAGUAAUCAAACAUGGCAAUGGUUUAAGUAAAAUGGUCAUGUGAAACAAUACUUUGCGCAUUUAAGUAGAAUGAGGUCAUAUUGCAUAUGUACGAAGUUCAGUUUAUGUGCAUCUUAUUAUCUGUGAAUUUUAAUGCAUUAGGUUUAGGAGAGUCAAAGUGGGAAAAAUAUGUGUGCGAAAUGUGGGAAGGCGGUCAUGUGGUAGAGGUAGAGAGGAGUGUAUUAGAAUGUCAGAACUGGUUUGGGGCCCUUGACGCUAUCCAGAAACAUGAAUGAAAUAAGAUACCUUGACAAGCAGGGCUUCAGUCAGUGAAACCAAUCUUUAUUUUUUAUCCGCACAAGAACUAUACAGAUUGUAGAUCUGCCCACAUGAUAUGACAAAAAAUAGACUGAUGAGUUCGCCUUGUCAUCUGUUUGCAAGGGGUCGACAACCUUUCACUUCUGGCCAAGCAGUAGCGCGAUCGUCAAGUCAUCAGUACAAGCAACAGGAGAGGAGUGGUUGCUUAAUAAGGGUGUUCAUUUCAACAGAAACAUGUAUUCUAAAGACAAUGGAAUCAUUCUUAACACUGUAAUAACAGCUGUAUGUUAUGAAUACAAUCAACACUUUAUCUCUCUCCUUUUCCUAACACUGUAGCCUUUCCGAUGAUAUAAUAAUUGUAACAGUGCUUGAUGAGUGCACGGGUGCUUUUAUAAUAUAAUCAAUGCAAUAGGAGGAGUGUGCUCUAUCUUGACAUUCCACAGUUGUGCGUAUAGAGCCUGGAGCGGUCAUGCAAUGUUUUGCGACAGUUUGUUCACUUCAUUGCGGCACUUCAAAAACAAAAUGUGCACCGGAAAGAGUUAGUUAAAUCCGGGAUAAGUCGCCACUUAAUUGUUUACCUUCCCGCCACUGGGAACAACUGCCUGUAAAACAAGUUGAGUACUCAAAUGUUAUAUCGAUUAUACACGUUACACAUCACCAUCCUGGACUUCUACCCCGACGAGGCAUCCCCUUCAUGUGGUGACACUCGCACGCAUGUUCUGGGAGUGUAAAAACACUUCGCCUGGCUCUACCUCAGACAAGUGGGAGAAGACCCUACGAAGCUUGCUACUCCGACCAGCAAUGGGCCGUCUAGCAGGCCUGUGCAGUGGCUGCUAGGUACUCCCCGUCGGUCCCUGCGUGGGAGAUGCCCAAUGCAUGCCGACGCGCAUCCUGCAAGAACUUUAAUAAAGUUCAUACAAUCCAAUACUCAAACGUGUACACAUCUAUGGAAGGUAUGCACAUUGUCACAUAGUAUAUAAGAAUUGUAUUUGGGCACCCAACCUGUGUGGUUCUCUUGUCAAUCUGAGCUUUUCUUUUCUUAUUGAAUUCCAUUAAGCUUACCUUGCUCCACCUUGACAAGCUGCAUUACUCAAGACUGUAGCACAUGUUCUAGUGAAACGGUAAGCCUAAUUUGUGGGAAAAUGAGAUUCGGUAUGUGUUGUACUAUUCCACAACAUUCUGUUGCGCGCAUGUGACGGUCAGUGCUAGCUAUCUUUGAUUAAUGAAGUUAGGGGCUCAAAUGUGGAUUCGAGCCCCUUCUGGGAUCUUCACUAUGCUUUGAACUACACUUUUGUUAAAUUGUUUUGGUGUGCCAAAAUCUUCUUUACAGCAAUAGCAGGAUGAGACACACCUAGUGGUGGUAUGCUGUUGGCUGAACAUUAUAGCUUAUUGUCAGCUACUCUAAAAAUACGAGAAAAAGGAAACUACGAAGGUUGUUGUGGAAACUAUCGGACUAAAACUGAAAUCCCAUAGUGAACACCAGUGAGUUAACCCAUGUUGCACAAGAAAUGUGUGCUCCUUUUGCUUUCUUUUUCUUCUUUAAUGCAGACUCUGGAAUUGAAGCUAUUGCCCUUCAAAAUAAAAGGAUGUUGCUAGUCAC
Molecule: messenger RNA, 3149 nt
Organism: Dermacentor albipictus
Lineage: Eukaryota; Metazoa; Arthropoda; Arachnida; Ixodida; Ixodidae
Product: THAP domain-containing protein 1 A-like
Source: RefSeq, a predicted model, not a curated record